AUCGACGGCGGUAACACUCCGAGUCCAGGAUUUGGCUCUCGUGCAAGUACGUCGUCAUCAUGAGCUGGCUUUUUGACCAGCUACAUGGUGUCAUAAUGUUCAUGAGCAUCGGGGCCCAGCAAUGGUUCUCUCAGACGAACGUGUUGAUGGAUAAUCUGUUCUCGAUGAAUGAGACCGCAUAGACGUUCAGUCCGAAUCCCCUUAAUAUGACACGUGCUAGAGGAGAUCCUGGUGAAUGCGAUGGUUGCGCUGAUAAGUUCAGGGGAAGCUAUGACGAUAGUGGAGGCAUCGGUUGCGCGAGAUCAGAUCGUGUGGGUAUAUCAGUGUACGGCUGGAUGUGGUAUAGCGGGGUUGGCUUGUAUAGUAAAGAAUAAGGAGAUGGGCGAUUUGGGAUUCUCAGCUAUCGUUAGGGCAACUAGGAACGAGGAUUUGGAUUGUGUUUCUGGUGAUGAGGAUGUGAAGGAUGACGCAGUUUUGCAAUAUGGGUCAAAGAGGAAGGAUGACCUAGGUCAUUUUCGCAUAUUUGAAUUAGCACAGUAGCAGCGGCACACAUGAUUCAUGAAAACACCCAGUGGAUG
Guyanagaster necrorhizus is the source of this 578-nucleotide messenger RNA. RefSeq lists its product as uncharacterized. The record is from RefSeq and is a predicted model, not a curated record. The coding region runs from base 207 to 374 and encodes 55 amino acids. The transcript has a single exon. Lineage: Eukaryota; Fungi; Basidiomycota; Agaricomycetes; Agaricales; Physalacriaceae.